CUGCGUUCGUCUGCUACAAUGAUUUUUAAGAUAAUAUUCGUGGCGUUUAUCGUUGCUGGAACUCACGCGUCGCGGUCUCCAGCAGAAAUCCGGCAAUGGCUGCUGAGCCAAGCCCUGGACUGCACCAAGAGUAACUUCGUGAGCGCUAAGGAACUGCAGAUGUUGAUGAGUCUCCAUCUGCCUAACACGAAAAGCUCUAACUGCUUUAUAGCGUGCGUCUAUAAGAAGGUGGUAUGGAUGGAUGAAAAAGGACAAUAUAAUGUAGAAACGGCCAAAAAAAUGGCGGACAGAGAUUACGCAGACGACCCGACUAAGAUGGAGAAUGCUAAAAAAAUAUUUGAAUUGUGUAAAACAGUGAACGACGAGGCAGUGUCCGACGGGGAGGCUGGUUGCGAACGAGCUCACAACUUGGCUAAGUGCUUCCUUGACAACGCUCCUAAGCUGGGCUUCGAUUUGUCAAAAAUGCAAUAAGAAGAAAACACGCUUAGCUCCACAUAAUAAAUUAUACAAUAAGUUCUUGAUUAAAUAAAACAUUCAUAAU
Messenger RNA from Ostrinia nubilalis (European corn borer), 541 nucleotides. RefSeq names its product general odorant-binding protein 28a-like (gene Obp4). The record is from RefSeq and is a predicted model, not a curated record. The coding region runs from base 19 to 471 and encodes 150 amino acids. The transcript is spliced from 5 exons. NCBI's taxonomy places the organism in Eukaryota, Metazoa, Arthropoda, Insecta, Lepidoptera, Crambidae. Gene Ontology annotation, molecular function: odorant binding.